Molecule: messenger RNA, 1188 nt
Organism: Stomoxys calcitrans (stable fly)
Lineage: Eukaryota; Metazoa; Arthropoda; Insecta; Diptera; Muscidae
Exons: 3
Coding region: 52-990 (312 amino acids)
Molecular function (GO): signaling receptor activity
Source: RefSeq, a predicted model, not a curated record
UAUGGAAGCUGUGAUUGCAAUUCAGUUCACUUCAGUAUCGAAGCAGUCACAAUGAUGAAAGCAUUUCUGUUUAAAAUAAUUUUUAUUUUGACAUUUUAUAAAGUGAAUGGCCACAACUGGCAUACUACCGAAGAUGACAAUAAGUUCUACAUAGAAACUGAAAUGAAGUACAAUUGGUUUGAAGCUUUUGCUGAAUGUAAUCGUCUUAAGAUGUCUUUGAUGGCAGUUGAUUCGAAACAUAAACAAGAACUGCUGAAAGAAGUAACCGAAUCAAUAGCUGAUGAACCUAAACUCUGGUUAGGAGGACAUGAUAACGCCGUUAGCAGACGUUUUGAAUGGAUAUCUACCGGCGAAAUAUUUCGCUACAGCAAUUGGCACAAAAACGAACCAAACAACAAUGCUGAGAAUUGUGUUAUGACCUUUGAUCGUACUCUACAAUGGAAUGAUGCUCCCUGUUCUACUAAAUUGGGUUUUGUUUGCGAAGCAAAUCCCAUGCUAUUGGAAAAGGCUGCCGAGUUGAAAACUCUUAAGGAUGUCUUAGAAUCUGAAAUUAAAAUUUUGACGGAGCAGUCGGGAAAUUUAAUCAAAUCAUUAGAAACUCAACUUCAAGAAAAAGAGACAGAGCUCAUUAUGCUAAGGGCAUCCCUUCAAAUACAAGGCGAAGAAAUAAAGCAAAUGAAAAAGAACUUGGAUCAAUCUGGGUUCGUUGUCAGUGAUAUACCCACAUUAUAUGAAACUUCCUCCCAUGACCAUAUAGAAGAUGUAAACGCCGAAAACGUUCCAGUUAUUAGUUAUAAAGAUGUAAAGGUCCCAAAUGUUCUUCCUGAUAAAGUUGAAAACUGUGAGAAUGUUUCUCAUGCUGUUAAUGCGGCUCUGUUGAAGGUAGCCAAUGAAGAUUUGCUGAACCAAAAGAAGGCCAAUGAGUUGUUGGCAAAACAAUAUUUUGCUGUUAUAAUGAAAUCUUAUGAGGCAUUUGCCAAUAGAAAGUAAUAAAAUUUGAAAAUCCCUAUGGCAAUUAAAUAAACUGUAGUAGUGACAUAUUUUUAAACGAUAAAUGAUUAAAUUACCAUCCAUUACCAUGAUUUAAUUACCACCAUAUACUAAUUUCGUAAUUCUGUUUGUAAAUCCUCGAUAUAAUCGUCUAAGACCCCAUCUUAUAUAAAAAAAUUCAAUUUGUGUUUGUUUGUA